This is a messenger RNA of Saccostrea cuccullata (small rock oyster), 357 nucleotides long. RefSeq lists its product as uncharacterized. Bases 1 to 357 code for a protein of 118 amino acids. Gene Ontology annotation, molecular function: nucleic acid binding. Lineage: Eukaryota; Metazoa; Mollusca; Bivalvia; Ostreida; Ostreidae. The transcript has 2 exons. Gene Ontology annotation, biological process: DNA integration. The record is from RefSeq and is a predicted model, not a curated record.
AUGGCUAUUACAACAAGAAAUCAAACUGCAAAAACAACAGCAUUCUACAACUUUAUCGUACAUUAUGGAAUUCCUGCUAGAUUGCAAAGUGAUCAAGUAGCUCAAUUUGAGAGUCAUCUGAUAAGAGAAUUUUGCGAAAUUACAAUGAUAGACAAAUCGAGAACCACUCCGUACCACCCGAUGUCAAAUGGAAUGACCGAAAGAUCCAGCAGGACACUCCAUAGUAUGCUAGGAACUUUGGAAAAUAAAGAAAAAGCAAGAUUGGAAAAGGAGAAGCCAACACUACCAGGAGACGUAGCCUUCAGAUUAGAUAACGGUGAAGAGAAACGCAAUUAUGACGAUUAUAUUACAGAUUAA